AGUGCACUUCAACAUCCGCCAUGUCGACCGUCCAAGCGCUGCUCACAAUGCUGCAGGACCGCGGCAAGAAUACGCCAAAGUCUGCACGCCAUGUGCUAUUAGACCUGGCGUCGUGCUGUCGCUGUGAAGAUGCCAAAGCCUCCAUCCUCACCGACGGCCUAGAGCCACUCCUGGCGCUUGCGACAGGCGACGAGGAACUGCCUCGUGGCGAGACUCUUGAAGUUUUGCUCGAGCUGCUGGCACUGCUCCUUUUGGAUAACCCAGAGGCUAAAGCUAGUGCAGCAAGGGGUGGGGCACUAGAGCUGGCAGUUCGGUGUCUGCGCGAACUGUCCGGAGGUGGCAGACGGCGCGUCAAAAUCUUGAAGCGCGCGCUGGAGCUCGUAGAUCUACUACGCCACACCGCAGAGUCACAACAGCAGGAGAGACAGAUUACCGUGAUCAAACAAAUUAUAGAGAUAAUGUCGCGUGCAGAUGAGGAUUCGACUAUCUUGGUUCGAGCUACAGAUACACUAGGACGCUUCAUUGACGGCAGCUUACAGAGAAUCCAGGCUGCGGCACAGGAGCGCGUCAUCGCCAUCCUGAUUGACCUGCUGAAGUUGGCUGGUGACAGUAAGGUGGAUUUGAAGCGAACAGUGUGUGAAGUCCUGAUUCUGAUGGGAGAAGCACCGGGGGUGCUCCAAAUGAUGGCGACGCAAAAUAUUGUCAGAGCAUUGCGUACUUGUCUACGUGUGGAGACUCGAGCUCGUGAAGUGGAGUCAUGUGUGGUUCGUUUACUGUCACGUCUAGCACAACAAGCGCAGGUGUACGGUCAAAUUGUGCACGAAGAGAUGAUGCCGCUUCUUUUCCAAGUCAUCGAGCACAACAGUAAUAUUAAAGAGGUAACCGUGACGACGUGCACGAUCAUCGCUGACGUGUCAGAUUUUGCCCAGCAAUGCAAAUUGGACCUGUUACCUUUCCUGAAGGACUGUCAAGGAAAAAUGCUCGUUCUCGCAGCUACUUGCCAUGCACAAGAGGCCAGUGUGGUUGAUAACACAUUUCGCUUUUUCGUCAACGUGUCAAACAACCCAGUGGACAUACCGGACUUGAUCAAUUCGGAAACAGUUGAAGGUUUGCUGUCGCUAUAUGUUCUUGCCGGCGGAUCCGGCUAUCUUGCCGAAUUAGCAGGGCAUUUGGUUCACGUCAUUUCGAGGCUUAGUCGGUCAAUCCUGGAACAGUUCAAGAUUCAAGAAGAAGACAUCACACUUCCAGCCCUAUUUCUUUGCUUGAGGAAUUAUCAUGAAGACAUACGAUUUACGUCUCAGGUUUUUGCAAUUUUGGCAAAACACUGGAAGAUGCAGUGCCACGAUAAGAGUGUCCAUGGGAUCACAGGUUACAUCGGUAUUGCCAUUGAGGUGCUCUGCAGAACUAUUCCGUCGUCGAACUCGUGGGGAGACCAGACAGCCGACAUAGUGAAUUUCAUUCGAGAGAUGAUGCUGUCAAAAGACGGCGCUGAGGUAGUCAUGAGCUGUGGCGGAAAAGAUCUAUUAGAAGUGCUUCACAAUUACAUUGACACCCGAGGCGAUAACUCGUCUUCAGAUGCAGGGAUCUCUUGUGCGUAUGAUGGGUCUUCGAACGCAUCUUCAUUAGUUAUAUCAAGCAGUGAUUUUGGUGGCGGAAGAAUGGCUUCCAUUGUUGUGAAUAUGCUCGAGAAAGCAGUUCUUGGGUUAUCUGACGUAGAAGUGGUUACAGAUAUCUCCUCUUCUGCCUCCAGCACGAACCACCAGUCACGUCUUGGAGAUGCCGAGUAUGACGACUACGUAUCUCGACGAUUGCAUUUGGAAAAAUCAUGCCAUUUUAAGCCGAUAGAGAAGACAGAACCACGAGGAAACAUCUUCUGUAGCGAGCCUGAGACUACAUUUGACCAGAUACCAUCCGAACAACAUUUUAUUGAGGUAGCCCAAGAAAAACAUGACAUGAAAGGCUCAGUCAAGCAAAAACUGUGUGGGGAAAGUAAUCGAGUCGACGUCACUGGUUCAGCUAAAUGUAGUGGAGAAGCCGGGGAAGACGCAGACGCUAGUGCAAAUAACGACGUAGAUAAUGCCGAAGAAGAAAAUGACGAUGACAGUGACGAGGAGGGAGAUGAAAGCAUUGAAAAAACGGAGUCUACAAGCGAUGCAGUUGAGAUAGCAAGAGUUCCCAGUCUGUUCUCAGAUCCUCCCAGUGGAGGCCUGUCACCAAUUGGGCACCAGAGUUCGAUCUCAAACAAAAGUACUACAUCGAGAAGUACGCCGAUGGCAAAUUUCUUCGACCAUCUCGAAGAUAAGAAAUGGUAUUACUUUGAUGAAAACUCCAUGAUAAAAUACCCAAAGCACCCCUCCAGAGUGAACCAUGCAAAUCAAAUCAACCCCGAAGAAGAAUUUGUCCUGGACGAUCCAGGGUUCUUAGAACCAUGUAAUACUCCCGAAGCUGAGGAUGGAACUCUGUUUGUUGAAGAAGCUGUUGCAAGGCGAGCUGAAUUUAUUGCGAGCGAUGUCAAUUUGAGAGCACGAAUCGUGUAUGAAAACAUUUCGAUGGUAGAAGAUCGCGAUAACAAAGUCGCGGGUAUUCCUCCGUUUUUAUUGAACUCCUGUGAAAUUCAGCAUGAUGUUCCGUAUGUUGUCUCCGAGGAAACGAAGGCUUUUCCUGAUCUCAGUAGCGACUUGACGUUUGAUAGCAAUUUUGAAAGUGGGAAUCUAGAGCGAGCAAUUCGCAUUGGGCAGUUCGAGUAUGAUCUUGUCUUACGCCCCGAUUUCAACAGUCCCGGUCACAUGCAGUGGUUCUACUUUGCUGUAAGUAAUAUUCAAACGCCAAAUGCAACUCCGCGAGCGGGUCAAAAGUACCGCUUCAAUAUCGUAAAUCUGUGCAAGUCAAACUCAUUGUUCAAUCAAGGAUUGCAACCGGUGGUAUACUCCGUACGGGAUGCUCAUGAGAAAGGGAAAGGAUGGGUACGCUCAGGCACAGACAUUUACUAUUUUGCCAAUCCCUUUGUACGCCCAGCAAGAAAUGCGGCAAACUUCUCGGAUGUCGUCCCUACGGAGACAUCAACUACAGCCACCACCGCGACACCAACAGCUCCUGCCAUGACGUAUUAUACUCUGACUUUUACGCUGGAAUUCUGGAACGCAGAUGACACCUAUUUGAUCGCACACAGCUACCCGUACACGCUUACAAUGCAUCAACUUCGCAUCGAUAGUAUUCUCCACUCAGGACACGACACUGGCCACAUCCUUCGGCAUAGUUCAUUGUGUACAACGUUGAGUGGGAGAAAUUGUGACUUGUUGACAAUCUCGGAUUUUUCUGUGGCUGAACAAGAACUCAAUGCACGGAGAGCAGCUUUCUUUACCUCGCGGGUGCAUCCAGGGGAGUCUCAAGCCUCUUGGAUGAUGCGAGGAGUAAUCGACUUCCUGUUGGGAACAUCGACUAUUGCUUGCGUCUUACGUCGAAUGUUUAUAUUCCAAAUCAUCCCAAUACUUAACCCGGAUGGUGUGUAUUACGGCAACAGCAGAUGUGGUCUUUCGGCUUGCGACUUAAAUCGGCAAUGGCAAACCCCGAGUAAGGCUCUUCAUCCAACAAUAUUUCACGCAAAAGAACUCCUUGUCAAAGAGCGCUCCACACGAGGGGUUGCUUUCUAUUGUGAUAUGCACGGUCAUUCCCGAAAGAAAAAUGUGUUCAUGUAUGGAUGUGAUACCAAGCGGAAACCAAAUCCAGCAGCACGAAUGUUCGCAAAAGUCUUCUCGAUGCAACAGACUGCCAAAAAGUAUAUUUCUUUUCCACAUUGUAGCUUUAAAGUGAGUAAGGACAAGGAGACAACAGCACGCGUGGUCGUUGCGAACGAGCUCAAGAUCAAUUGGAGCUUCACACUUGAAGCUUCGUUUUGCGGCGCCAGUUACGGAGAACUAUACAAUAUGCACUUUAACACCAAACAUCUGCGUGAAGUUGGAGCGUCAUUAUGCGAAACAUUAUUCGAGGCUUGUAUCAGCGACGCUAGCACUCGUGACAAGCUUUUGGACAGAGUUGACGACACAACAGUAUGCAUUCCCCAGCUAAUAGAGCCGUAUUUACGUGACGCGGGGGUUAUUGGUGAAAAGUAUCCGGUGGACGAGGACACCAAUUUGAAUCCUCGCUCUUCCUUUCUGAAAUUUCUCAAAGGAAAGAGAGCAUCUAUGAAGAAAAUAUCUAAUGAGGCUGCAGCGAAAAGAGUGAGGAGAAAGAACUCCAAGACACGAGCGACUACAACGUCGGAUGCAGGAGCUUCAAAAGCUACAGAUACAAAUGAAGGCUCAGGGAGCCGACGAAAAUUAAGUCGACAACAGAUCAAGUCUUCUUCAUUUGCCUCUGGUCUGGUUGAGCGAGUCACUCCAGAAACUUCCGACUCCACAAGUUGCCUGGAUCUUGCAUGUAUCCCACCUCCCAAACUCAGUGGGCGGAAGUUACGGAGUAAAUACCCAAAAGUUCGUAGGUCGAGAAGCAGUCCUGAUGAACAGGUGAAAUCUCGACGUCGCGCCAUUCCUGGACUGGCCUCAAAUACAGCUGUCGAUAAUACUGAAGACAGCGAGGACACCAAUGAUUCAAUUAUGCCGCUGGUUUCUCCGUCAAGAUUGUCAACUGCGAUGCCUGGCCCCUCGACUUCUUCUGUUCGCGUCUCUCUUGGCAGCUUUCAAGGUCCCGAGUCUGCCUAUAUGCGAUCUUCGAGAGCGAUUUCGUUUCCGUAUCCAAACAGCGUAGUUGGCAUCCCGCUUCGAGACUCGCCAGUAAUUCUUCCAUCUCCAGUUGGCGAAGCCAUGACACGGUCACCAAAAGCACCGGCUAGUCGUAUCCGCUUCAGGUGAAUGCUAUUUGCUUACCCUCAGCUGACAAGCUUAUCACUAAUGCCAUGGACCAACAGGGGAGCCGGCAGACAAUUUGCAGUAGUCAAUACCAUUCCACGAACCAGCAUCCACGACAUCCUGGUACGAUUCAUUCCGUAUCAACUCUUGCUCCACGUUCUUGGCCUAAAACAUCACUACGCUGUGCUGCCAGAAAUCUGACCCGGUGACAGCAUUUCAGUCGUAUGAAGCAGAUCUGAUCAAUGCUUCAACCAUGGUUAUCCGACCACGCGGUAGUAUUUCAACUAACAACAGCGCUACAGCUGCAGCGGACGAAAAGAGUCACUCGCCGCCGUCGUCCCAGUAUCUGAGUUUCCCGAGUGUCACCUAGCGGGAUUAUGAAGUUAGCACUGUUGUUUUUGUGGCUUGUUCACCACAUUUGUCGCUGCCUUCACGAGAGAAUCCAAGCGAGUUUCGAUCUUCUGCAGGCGGCUCAUUGUGAAUUCCUGUUCCUGAUGAAGAGCAGAGAGCCAUUUAUCUUGGCACUGAUGCAUCUCAGUUUGAACGCUCACGUAUUCGCCAACAGAUUUCUUUCGGAGCUCCCGCUGAAUUGAUGUGUACCUGUGCAGGUUGUCAUUAACUAGAAUUUGGUAGCAAACCUGUUAGGAUUCUGAAUUAGCAGUCGUCUAGAGGAAUCAAAGAUGAUCGUACGCUUUCUAUAUGGACGCGACCCGGGCUUAAAAUCAUGGAAUCGUCGCCAAGUUGUUUGAAUUGUACGUGCGCACGUCUGUUUGAGUUCAGA
Messenger RNA from Phytophthora nicotianae INRA-310, 5625 nucleotides. RefSeq lists its product as hypothetical. Bases 21 to 4847 code for a protein of 1608 amino acids. The record is from RefSeq and is a predicted model, not a curated record. Gene Ontology annotation, molecular function: zinc ion binding; metallocarboxypeptidase activity. The transcript has 4 exons. Gene Ontology annotation, biological process: proteolysis; protein side chain deglutamylation. NCBI's taxonomy places the organism in Eukaryota, Oomycota, Peronosporomycetes, Peronosporales, Peronosporaceae.